This is a messenger RNA of Microthlaspi erraticum, 1821 nucleotides long. The record is from the annotation of a GenBank genome assembly. Lineage: Eukaryota; Viridiplantae; Streptophyta; Magnoliopsida; Brassicales; Brassicaceae.
AUGAACAUCGGUGGCGUGGUGUGGAACGAGGAUGACAAAGCGAUUGUUGCUUCAUUACUGGGCAAACGAGCUCUCGAUUACUUGCUAUCGAAUUCGGUACCGAAUGCGAAUCUCCUGAUGACAAUAGGAAGCGACGAGAAUCUGCAGAACAAGCUCUCGGAUCUCGUGGAGAGACCCAACGCCGCGAAUUUCUCAUGGAACUACGCCAUCUUCUGGCAGAUUUCGAGGUCAAAGGCCGGAGAUUUGGUGCUCUGCUGGGGAGACGGAUCCUGCAGAGAGCCCAAAGAAGGAGAGAAGUCAGAGAUCGUGAGGAUUCUAAGCAUGGGAAGAGAGGAAGAGACGCACCAGACGAUGCGGAAGAGCGUAUUGCAGAAGCUCCACGCUCUGUUCGGCGGAUUGGAAGAAGACAACUGUGCUUUAGGGUUAGACAGAGUCACAGACACUGAGAUGUUUCUUCUCGCUUCCAUGUACUUCUCGUUCCCUCGCGGUGAAGGAGGUCCAGGGAAGUCUUUCUCCUCCGGGAAACCGGUUUGGUUAUCCGAUGUGGUCAAUUCCGGUUCUGAUUACUGCGUGAGGUCGUUUCUCGCUAAAUCCGCUGGAAUCCAGACGAUUGUGUUGGUUCCUACUGAUAUUGGUGUGGUUGAGUUGGGCUCUACGAGGUCUUUGCCUGAGAGUGAGGAGUCAAUGUUGUCUAUUAGAUCGCUGUUCUCUAGCAAUUUGCCUCGUCCGGUUAGAAUUGUGACGGCUCCUCCUCCUGCUGCUUUGCCUGAGAAGAAUGAUGAUAACAGAAACGUUAACGCUUCAAAGAUAUUCGGGAAAGAUCUGCAGAAUUCGAGCUUUCUUCUUCAUCAUCAACAGCAGCAGCAGCAGCCACAGCAACAUAGACAGUUCAGAGAGAAGCUUACGGUUAGGAAAAUGGAUGAUAGAGUUCCGAGGAGAUUAGAUGCUUAUCCGAAUAACAACAACGGCCACAAGUAUAUGUUUUCGAAUCCGAGCACCAACAACAACACCAACAGCAAUAGCAACAAUAAUAACAGUCUUCUGAGUCCUGCGUGGAUCCAACCGGAGAUCUACUCGAGGACGGCGAACAAUGUGAAGGAAGUCCCAAGCACGGAGGAUUUCAAGUUUCAAUCUUUGCAGCAAUCGUCAACGCAGAGGCUGCUUCCUCCUGCGCAAAUGCAGAUUGAUUUCUCUGGAGCGAGCUCGAGGGCUUCUGAGAAUAACUCUGACGGAGAAGGAGGAGCUGAUUGGGCUGACGUGGUUGGUGGUGGUGGUGAUGAGUCAGGUAGCAACAGACCGAGAAAGCGAGGAAGGAGGCCUGCGAAUGGGAGAGCGGAAGCUUUGAACCACGUGGAAGCGGAGAGACAACGGCGUGAGAAGCUUAACCAGAGGUUCUACGCUCUGAGAUCAGUUGUUCCCAACAUUUCGAAGAUGGACAAAGCGUCCUUGUUGGGAGACGCUGUUUCUUACAUAAACGAGCUUCACGCCAAGGUCAAGGUGAUGGAAGCGGAUAGAGAGAGGUUAGGGUAUAGCUCAAACCCACCGAUUAGCUUGGAACCGGAGAGUCAUGUUCAGAUGGAAGGGGAAGACGUUACAGUGAGGGUGAACUGUCCGUUGGAGUCUCAUCCGGCUUCUAGAAUCUUCCAUGCGUUUGAAGAGGCUAAAGUAGAAGUGAUAGACUCGAAUCUGGAGAUAUCUCAGGACACAGUGUUCCAUACGUUUGUGAUAAAAUCUGAAGAGCUAACGAAAGAGAAGCUUAUCUCGUCCUUCUCUAGAGAGCAGUCCGGUUCUGUUCAGUCAAGAACAUCGUCAGGUAGAUAG